AUGAGAGAGCUUUGCUGCUCCGUUGUUUCGGCAGUAGUCAUCCGAUCACUCUUCGUCUUCUUAGUCUUCGAGUUUGGAGUUGUUGGGGCAACACUUGGAUUAAUCGCAGGGGCAGUGAUAGGAUGGAGAAAUAACAAGAUUAGGUUAAUAGAAGGUGUAAUCAUGGGAGCUUUAUCAGGGGCAGCUUUUUCGUAUAAGCUCAUUACAACUACCUUUGAUUACUUUCUGUCUGAUGACGCCAAAGAAAUUGAUUUCUUUGUUCAUUUAGUAAAGCUUAUAACAGGAGAUCUGGUCAAACUAAUUCUUAACGAUGAGCAUAAAAUCAUGCGAUUCAACAAGCAGGCACAAUUUAGCAAAGCUGCUGCUUAUUCAUUGGAAGAUUUCAAUUCUUCCGAUCCGGCCUGUUGUUGA
This is a messenger RNA of Erigeron canadensis, 411 nucleotides long. RefSeq lists its product as uncharacterized. NCBI's taxonomy places the organism in Eukaryota, Viridiplantae, Streptophyta, Magnoliopsida, Asterales, Asteraceae. The coding region runs from base 1 to 411 and encodes 136 amino acids. The record is from RefSeq and is a predicted model, not a curated record. The transcript is spliced from 4 exons.